AGUAGGAAGUGAACUCUGAAAUGAGCUCAGGGUUUAUUCUGAGUAAACAGAAGAAGGUUGAAUGAUGAGACAGGGUGAGUGUUGACACAACGUUAUUAUCAUUUGAGUCAGUUUUCUCUUUAUCGACUGUGGAGGGAAGAAGAUUCACAAUCAACUUCUGAUCAUAAAUAAGUUGGAAGGACGGAGCAGAGUGUCCAGGAUCCAGAUGUCUGUCUAUGAAGAGUCCAGACUUCAUCCUCCAGACUUCAGUGAUGAAUCUAAACCUUCAGACACAAAAAUGACUGAAGUCCAGAAGAUGGAGGAAGAGGAGGAUGGAGCAGAGUCUACAGUAUCCGGAUGUCUGUCUAUGAAGAGUGAUAUGUCCAAAGAUGAACCUAUAAAAUUCGGGGAAGAACCUGGAUCCUCAGACACAAAAGGUCAGUACCACAGACAGAGACCAGAGUCUACAGUAUCCGGAUGUCUGUCUAUGAAGAGUGAUAUGUCCAAAGAAGAACCUAUAAAAUUCAGUGAAGAACCUGGACCCUCAGACACAAAAGAGAGGAAGAGGAGUCCUGUUUCUGUGGAGGAUCAGCUGUCCUGCUGUGCUUUGUGUCAGGACGUCCUGAAGGAUCCAGUCUCUACCAGCUGUGGACACUGGUUCUGCAGACAGUGCAUCACCUCAUACUGGGACCAGUCUGCUUCAUCAGGACACUCCUCCUGCCCCCUGUGUGGACAAAGAUCCAGAAUAAGACCUGGACUGCAGACAGCCAGUCAGAGCAGCACUGGACAAAAUGUUUGUCUCCAGGAGGUUUUAGAUGAACAUAAGAUCAGUCUGAGGAGGAGAUGUGAACAUGUGACUGAAGGAACUGAUGUAAGAGGAAGAGGAACCCUCCUCAACAGGAUCUACACUGAGCUCUACAUCACGGAGGGAUGGAAUGAAGAGGUUAAUACCCAACAUGAGGUGAAGCAGCUUGAGACAGCUUCCAAGAUGAAGGCCCUCCAUGACACUCCAAUCAGGUGCCAUGACAUCUUUAAAGCCUUACCUGACCAACAGAGACACAUCAGACUGGUUAUGACCUACGGCGUCGCUGGUGUUGGAAAAACCUUCUCAGUGCAGAAGUUCACUCUGGACUGGGCAGAGAGUGUGGAAAACCAAGAUGUCAGUGUGGUGAUUGUGCUUUCGUUCAGGGAGCUGAACUUGAUCACAGAUGAGCAGUACAGUCUUCUCAGGCUGCUCCAUGUUUUCCAUCCAACAUUACAGAAGGUCACAGCAGAGCAGCUGGCUGUCUGGAAACUUUUGUUCAUCUUUGACGGCCUGGAUGAAAGCAGACUUUCAUUGGACUUCAACAACAAUGAGGUUGUGUCUGGUGUCACACAGAAGGUAUCAGUCAACGUGCUGCUGACAAACCUCAUCAAGGGGAACCUGCUUCCCUCGGCUCUGGUCUGGAUCACUUCCAGACCUGCAGCAGCCAAUCAGAUCCCUCCUACAUGUGUUAACAGGGUAACAGAAGUACGAGGCUUCACUGACGACCAGAAGGAGGAGUACUUCAGGAGAAGGUUCAGUGAUGAAGAGCUGUCCAGCAGAAUCAUCUCCCACAUCGAGACCUCCAGGAGCCUCCACAUCCUGUGUGGAGUCCCAGUCUUCUGCUGGAUCACUGCUACAGUUCUGGAGCACAUGUUGACUACAGAGCAGAGAGGAGAGCUGCCCAAGACCCUGACUGACAUGUACUCACACUUUGUGAUGGUUCAGACAAAGAGGAAGAAGAACAAGUACCAUGAGGGACAUGAGACGAGUCCACAGGAGCUGAUGGAGGCUGACAGCGAAGUUCUUCUGAAACUGGGCAGGCUGGCGUUUGAACAUCUGGAUGAAGGAAACAUCAUGUUCUACCAAGAAGACCUGGAGUGCUGUGGUCUGGAUGUGACAGAGGCCUCAGUGUACUCAGGAGUUUGUACAGAGAUCUUCAAAAGAGAGAGUGUCAUCUUCCAGAAAUCAGUCUACUGCUUUGUUCAUCUGAGCGUUCAGGAGUUUCUGGCUGCAGUCUACAUGUUCCACUGUUACACCAAGAAGAAGACAGAGGACUUCCUGGGGAAAGACCACCAGGUCUCUGCUAAGUCUCUGGAUGACUUCCUGUAUGGAGCCAUGGAGAAAUCCCUGCUCAGUAAAAAUGGUCACCUGGACCUGUUUGUUCGCUUCCUUCAUGGCCUCUCUCUGGAGUCCAACCAGAGACUCUUAGGAGGUCUGCUGGGUCAGACAGAGAACAGUCCAGAAAUCAUCCAGAGAACCAUCAACAACCUGAAGGAGAUGAACACCGAUGAAAUCUCUCCUGACAGAAGCAUCAACAUCUUCCACUGUCUGAUGGAGAUGAACGACCUCUCAGUUCAUCAGGAGAUCCAAGAGUUCCUGAAGUCAAAGAAAAGAUCAAAGAAACUCUCUGGGAUCCAGUGCUCAGCUCUGGCCUACAUGCUGCAGAUGUCAGAGGAGGUUCUGGAUGAGUUGGACCUUUAUCAGUACAACACAUCAGAGGAGGGACGACGGAGACUGAUCCCAGCUGUGAGGAACUGCAGAAAGGCUCAAUUAACUGGAUGUGGACUCUCAGAGACUCACUGUGAAGUUGUGGCCUCAGCUCUGAAGUCCAACCCUUCCUAUCUGACAGAGCUGAACCUGAAUUUUAAUAACCUGGAAGAUUCAGGAAUGAAGCAUCUGUCUGCUGGACUGGAGAGUCCAAACUGUAGACUGGAGACUCUGAGAUUGAAGAGCUGCAGUUUGUCAGAGAUCAGCUGUGAUUCUCUGGGACUAGCUCUGAAGCUGUGUGGUUUUCUGGAGAGUCCAGACUGUAGACUGGAGUAUCUGAGAUUGAUUUGCUGCAGUUUGUCAGAGAUCAGCUGUGAUUCUCUGGUCUCAGCUCUGAAGUCCAACCCCUCCCAUCUGAAACAUCUUGACCUGAGGUACAACAUCAUGAGGGAUUCAGGAGUGAAGCAGCUGCUUGAUCUUGUGAAGAGUCCAGACUAUAAACUGGAGACUCUGGAAUUGUGGUGAUGAUCUUUGUGAAGAGGACGGUGUGUGAGCUGAGAGAGGAUGAGCUGUGUCCUGAUGAUCCAGAGGUUGAAGCAGCAGCAGCUUGUGUGUAGAGAGACUCCGACUCAGAUAAAUGCUGCAGAAUAAACCACAUGUUCAACAGAAACAUGAACUAAAACACACACAUUCUACUCACAGUGAUGCAGCCAGUGUUCGGUUUCAGUCACUCAGCAUAUAGAUGUGACUCUGUUUAUGGACUCCACUGAGUCAACAUUGGAAUCUAAAACCUUUUGACUUUUCUCUGAUAUUUCCUGACACUGUUGGAGCUUCUGUUCAGUUCCAGUGGAUGUGUGUAUAUGCUGGAUGCUUGAAUAUAAUCAAGAGAACAUUUGAAGUAAGUCAUCAUGGAUCUCAUCCCUUUUUUAAAUGUGGAGCUGAUGUGUUCUUGUACAUUUAUAUAUAAUUGGUCUAUUCAUUGUGAUAAAACUAUAUUUGGAUAUAGUUCAGAUGAACCUGGGUGGUAGCUUCUUUUCCUGAUCAUUGGUUCUCUAAAGACACAUUAAUGACCAUGAAGCUGAAAACAUUUCUCAGAAUCUGUUGUACAGGUAAUAUUUAAUAUUUAUAUUCAUAUUUUAAAUAGAUUGUUUUGAAUGGCUCUUUA
Mugil cephalus (flathead mullet) is the source of this 3656-nucleotide messenger RNA. RefSeq names its product NLR family CARD domain-containing protein 3-like. Lineage: Eukaryota; Metazoa; Chordata; Actinopteri; Mugiliformes; Mugilidae. Gene Ontology annotation, molecular function: protein binding. The coding region runs from base 206 to 3016 and encodes 936 amino acids. The transcript has 10 exons. The record is from RefSeq and is a predicted model, not a curated record.